Phragmites australis (common reed) is the source of this 1059-nucleotide messenger RNA. RefSeq lists its product as uncharacterized. The record is from RefSeq and is a predicted model, not a curated record. NCBI's taxonomy places the organism in Eukaryota, Viridiplantae, Streptophyta, Magnoliopsida, Poales, Poaceae. The coding region runs from base 67 to 522 and encodes 151 amino acids. The transcript is spliced from 5 exons.
UACGAACUUCCACGCAAGAUUGACACUGCUCGCUUUCAUCGGUCAUCGGUCAGCACCAUUCUUCCAAUGUCGUCCUCCCCGUGGUCUCCCGUCGCCGGAGCUCCGCCGCGAGCAGCACCGGCCGCGGUUUCCAGCGCGGCGCGGGAGCGUCACCCCGUCGAGGGUUCCCGAUCUCUCCCCGCGCAGGAGGAAGGGUCCGCCGCCGCCGCGCAGGAGGCCACCAGGGCUCGGCUUCCGUCGGAGGACCGCUGCUCAGAGGUAAACACCCAGGAGCAUGGAGAGAAAAUCAACAAAUAUCAGGUUGUGCUUGCAGCACGUUUGAAAGCCAAAUAUUUUUCUAGCGAGACUUUCGAGAAAGGAGAUGUGUUUGAAGAAAUUGCUAUCCAGUCUGAGACCAUUCACUUAAGCAGGUGGCCGUUUACAAGGUUAUUUUCAGACCCAGUAAAACUUUGCCAAGAAAUAAGCUAUGCUGAGAAGGGCAUUUGUCCAUCUCUGGCUGGUGAAGACAUGCCGAAGAAAUAAGCACAUCAUUUAGCUGCAGACAUAUCUUAACACCUCGCUAGUGAAGCUUAUCCACCAAGACCACCUGAUGGAUAAAAAAAGAACCGGGUAGUUUACAUCCCUAACUUCUAUCUGUUUUCCUUGAAGCAAGUGACCUGAAGCAUGUAAAUUAUCAACAUGCCCAAAUUAACUUUAGAAUGUUUUCAACCAAAGCAGCUGAUUUUCAUUUGUAGACAUGUUAGGAAGUAUACUGAGACCUGUUACCUGUAACUCUAUGGGAAGUAUACUGGUAUUGAUAUUAUUCCUCCACGUGGGUGUUUCAACUUUUUACCUGCUAUGGGUGUCAUAUCCAUAAUCUUUGCAUAUUUUCCGAUUCCUUUUCUCCUGAAUGCUGUAAAUUGUAGGUCCCUAGCAUCUUGUCGCCUAAUAUUCUGUUUGCAGUACCAACAUCCCACCACUUCCAAUGCCAAUUAUUUCAAUGCAUCUGCAUCAUACAUGGCAAGCUACAGCUUGCAGUCUCCAUGUGCCCCUGGAAUUAUGAUGAGCAGAUGGAUGAAC